CAGGCCCAAGCUAGGGGCGGGGAUCGAUCGAGACCCCGGGGUCACGUGACCAGAGCUGGGGGCUCCUGUCUGAGCACUCCAGCUGCUUCUCUCCAGGUGCCCGUCGGAGGGAAAGAUGGCUGAUGCGCAGAACGUCUCGCUGGACGGCCCGGGGAGUGUGGGGGCCGUGGCCGUGCCUGUGGUCUUUGCCAUCAUCUUCCUGCUGGGCACAGUGGGCAACGGGCUAGUGCUGGCCGUGCUGUUGCAGCCCAGCCCCAGUGCCUGGCAGGAGCCGGGCAGCACUACGGACCUGUUCAUCCUCAACCUAGCGGUGGCCGACCUCUGCUUCAUCCUGUGCUGCGUGCCUUUCCAGGCCGCCAUCUACACACUGGACGCCUGGCUCUUUGGGGCCCUCGUUUGUAAGACGGUGCACCUGCUCAUCUACCUCACCAUGUACGCCAGCAGCUUCACGCUGGCCGCGGUCUCGGUGGACAGGUACCUGGCCGUGCGGCACCCGCUGCGCUCGCGGGCCCUGCGCACGCCGCGCAACGCCCGCGCCGCCGUGGGGCUCGUCUGGCUGCUGGCGGCCCUCUUCUCGGCGCCCUAUCUCAGCUACUACGGCACCGUGCGCUACGGCGCGCUGGAGCUCUGCGUGCCCGCCUGGGAGGACGCGCGCCGGCGCGCCCUCGACGUGGCCACCUUCGCCGCCGGCUACCUGCUGCCCGUGGCCGUGGUGAGCCUGGCCUACGCGCGCACGCUGCGCUUCCUGUGGGCGGCCGUGGGCCCCGCGGGCGCGGCGGCGGCGGAGGCCCGGCGCAGAGCCACGGGCCGCGCGGGGCGGACCAUGCUGGCCGUGGCCGCGCUCUACGCCCUCUGCUGGGGCCCGCACCACGCGCUCAUCCUCUGCUUCUGGUUCGGCCGCUUCGCCUUCAGCCCGGCCACCUACGCCUGCCGCCUGGCCUCGCACUGCCUAGCCUACGCCAACUCCUGCCUCAACCCGCUCGUCUACGCGCUCGCCUCGCGCCACUUCCGCGCGCGCUUCCGCCGCCUGUGGCCCUGCGGCCGCCGCCGCCGCCGCCGCUGCCGCCACGCCCGCUGCCCCCCGGGCGCCCGCCGCGCCCACCGCCGCGUCCGCCCCGCCACCGCGGGCCCUGCCGGUUGCCCCGGGGACGCCCGGCCUCGCGGGAGGCUGCCGGUGGGCGGCGGCCGGGGCGGGGGGCCCGGGGAGGAGCCCGCCCGCGUCGGAGAGGCCGGGCGAGCCUCGUCGGCCCCGGGACCGGAAUAA
Leopardus geoffroyi (Geoffroy's cat) is the source of this 1264-nucleotide messenger RNA. RefSeq names its product galanin receptor 3 (gene GALR3). Gene Ontology annotation, biological process: adenylate cyclase-modulating G protein-coupled receptor signaling pathway; negative regulation of adenylate cyclase activity; neuropeptide signaling pathway. Gene Ontology annotation, cellular component: membrane. NCBI's taxonomy places the organism in Eukaryota, Metazoa, Chordata, Mammalia, Carnivora, Felidae. The record is from RefSeq and is a predicted model, not a curated record. The transcript has 2 exons. Gene Ontology annotation, molecular function: galanin receptor activity. The coding region runs from base 116 to 1264 and encodes 382 amino acids.